Daphnia pulicaria is the source of this 604-nucleotide messenger RNA. RefSeq names its product extensin-2-like. Bases 93 to 584 code for a protein of 163 amino acids. The transcript is spliced from 2 exons. The record is from RefSeq and is a predicted model, not a curated record. Gene Ontology annotation, molecular function: neuropeptide hormone activity. NCBI's taxonomy places the organism in Eukaryota, Metazoa, Arthropoda, Branchiopoda, Diplostraca, Daphniidae.
CCGAGUCUACUGUCAUCAGUUGUUUGUUCCAACAAUUCAACAAUAACACCAACAGCUCUCUUGAAGAAAUAGAAACAGUACUACAACACAAAAUGGCCAAUUUCACUAGUUCCUUGUUUGCUCUCGUCGUUUUGGUGGCCGUCUCCAUGGCCAGCGAUCCUUAUUCCUACGGUGGAAGCAAAGGAUAUUCACCAUACGGAUCCUCGUACUCGGUCAAGUACGAUAUGGACUACAAGGGCCCAAAGGGAUACGACAAGGGUUACGAUAACAAACCUAGCUAUGGUUAUCACUCUGCUCCUUACGGCUACGACAAGAAACCAAGCUACGACUACAGUCCUCCAUCUUACGGUUACGACAAGAAACCUAGCUACGAAUACCAGCCUUCUUCUUAUGGCUACGAUAAGAAACCAAGCUACGAUUACAGCCCACCUUCCUACGGAUACGACAAGAAACCUAGCUACGAAUACCAACCUUCUCCUUACGGCUAUGGUAAGAAACCAAGCUACGACUACAGCCCCCCAUCUUACGGUUACGACAAAUACGAGAAACCCAAAUCUUACGGCAGCUACUCCCCAAGCUAUUAAUUCCAUCACCAGACCCACCA